AUGCCGUCGAAGAUAUCAACACAGGAACCAAUUCACAGUGGUCAUUUUAUGACAUCAAAUCCUCAUUCUGAUGAAUUCCUGCCUGAUGAAGAUCCUGUCGGAGUUGAUGUUGUGGACGAUGUAGUCGAAGAAUUAGAAGAUGAUGAACAGAAAGGUCAAGAUUUGCGUGAGUUAAAUGUUCAUGAUGAAAAACCGGUUACUUUUUACAAGUUUGGUCCUAAAAGAACGCAGUCAAUAGCGAUUGAUGUGUCCUUGAACAAACUAAAUAAAUGCAUCAAAGUGGCAUAUAAUAAAAUGACUACUCCAAAAUGGAAAGAUUUCAAAGGAUUACGAUUACAUUGGAAACAACGAAUACGUUUGAACAAUGUUAUCUGGAGAGCUUAUUAUAUGGAAUUUCGACGUCCUGAUAAAGACAAAUCAAAAAAAACGCCUUACUGCUACUUCUCUGUGCCGGAUGAUGAUGCUACGCACGUUAGGCUUGAGGGUGCUGUCAUGGAAGGAAUGUAUUGGAAGAGAGGUUUGGAUGCAUUAAAGGCACAGUAUAAACGUUGGCGUCAUUUUAGAACAUCAAGAAGAGGAAAACGUCGAGGCAUAAGUUGGAGCCAAGAUAUAACUUCCUCUCGUCAUUUAGCAGUACAAAAUUCAAUGCCGCAAAAUUCAUCUGUAGAGCAACCAGAUGUUGAUAGUUUUGAAAACGAAUUUACGGAUUCACUGUUUGCAAGUCUAAUGCAACCAUAUACAUUUCCAAAUCCAAAAGAAAUUACGCAAAGUUGUAAUGCUGAUGUCAUGCAGCCUGGAUUGCUGUCCUUGCAACCAAGCAUUGAGGAAAUAAUGGCAUCUCUUGAUCCUCCUGACCAACUAAGUCAUGAAAUUGGAAAUCUCGAUGACCCUGAUGUCUCCCCACCUCCAUCAUCUACACCUAAACUAUAUGAAACACGUUUUAGUAGUUUUGUGAAUCCAACCCAACAGCCGACUAGGCAAUCAUCUGACAUACUGCCCCAAAGUCUUUUAGCCAAUUCGUCAGCACCAACAUAUUCACAGGCAGCAUACGAUCACACUCCGCUCAUAGCUACAACGCCUUUUACUUCUUCUGAUUCAGCUGCAUCAGACUAUGUGCCACAGUUUCUUACAAGCCCGAUACAAUCGUCUUCAUUAGUUCCUAGCAGUCGUUCAUGGUGGAUAAAUUUUCCGGCUACCCCUUCAUCAUGUUUGUUGGGUAACCCUUCAACAACUGUUACGCACACUUCACCAACUGCUCCGUCACCACUGUCGAUCAACACCUCGGCCACUGCUCUCUUAAUACCUACAGUUGAAAGAAAUCAUAGUAGUACUACAAUCAGUCCUUUGAGCAUUUAUUCCAAUUCAGUCGACUCUGGAAGGAUUGUUAAUGAAAGAUGGAAUACUGCAGGGCCAAGCACUUCGUCACUGCGUAAAUUUUCUGUGAGCUCAGUGGAUCGAGGAGUUUGGAAACAACUAUCACAUGCAGCGAAUGUGGUGAAUGAAAUUCAUUCUCUUCCUGUUCCUCAACCUCUUUAUCCACAAGUAAGCAGUCAGAUUGUACCAGGAAUGGCUUCACCUUUAUCACAUGUGGGGAGUAAAUUUAUUACAUUUGAUGCUGCUUCAGCGGUCAAAAUGGAACAUGAAAAGGAUGAUCGAAUGCAUCGCUUUCACAAGCGUAGCAUUAGGAGCGUAGCAGCUGAUAGUACUAUUGAACCUGUGGAAAGAAAGCGUAUUUUGCAUCUGAAUGCAGAACAAAACAGACGUUUUGCAUUGAAAGAUGGUUUUGAUCAAUUAGUUAAUUUGUUACCCAAUUUAUAUGGUAGUGGUACGAAACCAACAAAUGCAGUUGUGUUGGUACGUGCAGCAGAACGUAUACGUGAAUUGAAAGCAAAUAUAGAACGUAAUCAUGAUAAAGCUAAGAAACUGAAAGACCAUAUACAACGAUUAAAUAGCAAGAUCGAAACACUGCAAGCUUCGUUACCGUCCUCAUCAGGUACUGUCAUUAGUACGAUUACUCAAAAAACUGAAAUCGAGCAGUUUCUUCUACGAUAUACAAAAGAGCGAACGCGUGAAGACUAUCGUUUUUGGAUAAUGGCUAAAAUGUUGCAACCAUUGCUAGAGAUAUUGAUUGGAAAGCUCAGUGAGCUACCGGCUGAUCAAGCUUUAGUUGGAACAAGUGAUUGGUUGCGAGAACACUGGCAGCCUUCAGUUUUGAGACCAUAUGCUUCAUCGAUGCUAGUGUAUUUAGCAACUCACACAAGUAUAUUGACUGAUCCAACUGCAUUACGAGAAUAUAUUCAGAAGGAAUUAUCUCGACUGUGAGG
Thelazia callipaeda (thelaziosis nematode) is the source of this 2324-nucleotide messenger RNA. NCBI's taxonomy places the organism in Eukaryota, Metazoa, Nematoda, Chromadorea, Rhabditida, Thelaziidae. The record is from the annotation of a GenBank genome assembly.